AAAAUUAUUUUCAAUACAGUCUUGUAACUGAAAUUUUCUUGUAUUGCAGUUCGCUCAAGGUACAAAAGCGGCUUGCCGCUGAGGUAUUAAGGUGUGGCAAGAGGAAAGUUUGGCUUGAUCCUAAUGAAAUAGGAGAAAUCGGCCAGGCCAACUCUCGCCAAAAUAUCAGAAAGCUAGUUAAGGAUGGUCUUAUAAUUAAGAAACCCCCUAAUGUUCACUCCCGUGCCCGCUGCCGCAAGAAGCAGGAGGCCCGACGAAAGGGUCGUCACAUGGGUUUCGGUAAGAGGAAGGGUACUGCUAAUGCACGUAUGCCCCAAAAGGUUCUUUGGAUUCGGCGUAUGAGAGUUCUCCGUCGUAUGUUGAAGAAGUACCGUGAGAACAAGAAAAUCGACAGACAUUUAUAUCAUGAGCUGUACAUGAAGGUCAAGGGUAAUGUCUUCAAAAACAAGAGAGUACUUAUGGAGUACAUUCACAAGAAGAAAGCAGACAAUGCUCGUGCCAAGAUGUUGGCUGACCAGGCUGAGGCCCGCAGAUCUAAGGCUAAGGAAGCCCGCAACAGGCGUAUCGAGCGUGUUGCCCAAAGGAAGGCAGAUGCUCUUAAAGCUAAAGAUGAUGCUGAUCAGUAAAUUUAAUGGUGA
This is a messenger RNA of Macrobrachium nipponense, 638 nucleotides long. Its product is annotated as large ribosomal subunit protein eL19-like. Lineage: Eukaryota; Metazoa; Arthropoda; Malacostraca; Decapoda; Palaemonidae. The coding region runs from base 270 to 626 and encodes 118 amino acids. The record is from RefSeq and is a predicted model, not a curated record. Gene Ontology annotation, molecular function: structural constituent of ribosome; RNA binding. Gene Ontology annotation, cellular component: cytosolic large ribosomal subunit; ribosome. Gene Ontology annotation, biological process: translation. The transcript has 4 exons.